This is a messenger RNA of Melanotaenia boesemani (Boeseman's rainbowfish), 3651 nucleotides long. Its product is annotated as sodium-dependent phosphate transport protein 2A-like. The record is from RefSeq and is a predicted model, not a curated record. The coding region runs from base 233 to 2071 and encodes 612 amino acids. Gene Ontology annotation, cellular component: vesicle; apical plasma membrane; brush border. Gene Ontology annotation, biological process: sodium-dependent phosphate transport; intracellular phosphate ion homeostasis. The transcript is spliced from 14 exons. NCBI's taxonomy places the organism in Eukaryota, Metazoa, Chordata, Actinopteri, Atheriniformes, Melanotaeniidae. Gene Ontology annotation, molecular function: sodium:phosphate symporter activity.
GAAGCAUUUAGUUCUUGGAAUACAUAUUCCCUGUGAAACGUUUUAAUAAGGUUCCUGGACUGUUAACUUUCCACAUGAUUUGGAUCUAUCAGAAGGACUUCAUCAAGGUCAUCAUAAUUAAAGCAGCUUCUUGAGGCGGAGGCGUAAUUUCAUCAAAGCUUAAGCAUAUGUCCACUGUGCACUGGUUGAAUGUGAUCUGAUGUAACCAGUUCCUGCCUUUGAAGCUUUGACCAUGGAAACUUUGUCAAGACCACAGCGGGUGAAAAUGGUUGUAUCUUCUUUUUUCAAAAUCCCCCUCCUCUUUCUGCUUCUUUACCUCUUUGUAUGCUCCCUUGACAUUUUAAGUUCUGCCUUUCAACUAGCUGGCGGCAGGGUAGCUGGGGAUAUCUUCCAGGAAAAUGCUAUUCUGUCUAACCCAGUGGCAGGGCUGGUGGUGGGGAUACUGGUGACAGUGUUAGUCCAGAGCUCUUCCACCUCUACCUCCAUUAUAGUCAGCCUUGUUUCCUCUGGUUUGCUGGAUGUACAGUCGGCUGUUCCUAUCAUCAUGGGCUCCAACAUUGGAACAUCUGUCACUAAUACCAUUGUUGCCCUGAUGCAGGCUGGGGAGAGAGAGGAGUUUGAAAGGGCAUUUGCUGGAGCGACGGUCCACGAUUGUUUUAACUGGCUCUCUGUCUUGGUGCUUCUCCCUCUGGAAGCUGUGAGUGGGCUGUUGAGACGACUGUCACAUGCUGCCGUCGACACACUACAUCUCAGCAGUGGAGAAGACGCACCUGAACUUCUAAAAGUCCUCACUCAACCACUGACUAAUUUAAUAAUCCAGCUGGACAAGUCAGUCAUUACCGCCAUCGCUACAGGAGACCAGAGCAUGAGGAACAAGAGUUUAGUGAAGAAAUGGUGUCAAACCACAGUGAUCAAGGAAAAUGAAACAUCGUGGGGAACGCACAACUUUUCUCAACAAAUGCAGAAAUGCAGGCAUCUAUUUGUGGACUGCUCUUUGUCAGACUUGGUCAUAGGUCUGAUCCUGCUGACGUGCUCUUUGGUGGUCCUGUGCAGCUGCCUGAUACUGCUGGUUAAAGUGCUCAACUCCUUGCUGAAAGGCCAGGUGGCGAAUGCUAUUAACAAUGUGGUUAACACAGACUUUCCUUAUCCUUUUACCUGGUUGGCAGGUUAUGUGGCUUUACUAGUAGGAGCUGCAAUGACCUUUUUGGUUCAAAGUAGUUCUGUCUUUACAUCUGCCAUCACUCCAUUGAUAGGGAUCGGUGUCAUAAAUAUUGAAAGAGCCUACCCUUUAACCCUGGGGUCCAACCUUGGAACCACUACUACAGCUCUGCUGGCCGCACUGACCAGUCCUGGAGAUAAGCUAGCAGCUGCCACACAGGUUGCUUUAUGUCACUUUUUCUUUAACCUCCUUGGUAUCCUAUUAUGGUAUCCUGUACCCGCCACUCGGUUACCCAUACGAAUGGCCCGAGCUCUUGGCAAGCGCACUGCCAGGUACCGUUGGUUCGCUGUCCUCUACCUCCUCCUCUGCUUUCUGCUCUUCCCAUCCUUGGUAUUUGCCCUCUCCAUGGCUGGUUGGAAGGUGAUGACUGCGGUUGGUGUACCAGUCAUUAUAAUGAUCAUAUCUUUUGCUACUGUAAACAUCCUCCAAGUACACAGACCUGAUUGUUUGCCAGUUAGACUACAAAACUGGGACUUUCUUCCCAUUUGGAUGACCUCAUUGCAGCCUCUGGAUGACCUCAUUACCAGAAUGAUCGUGUGUUGCAGGCAAAGUAGAGGCUGGGGCUUUAAGGAAGAUAACAGACCUGUAACAUCGUUGGAGAGCGCUGCUGCUAACUCUGAAGGAAGCAUAAGGGGACAAUUGAAGCUAAAUGGAGAAAACCAAGAAACUGCUGAAAGUGGGAUAAAACAAAGAGAAUUAAACAAUCCUGGAUGUUCUGGUUUACAAUAUAAUGAGGACAAUAAGAAAGAAAAUGCAAACAACAUGCCUUUAGGGGGCAGCAUGCGUCACACCGAAGAGAAAGACACAAUCUUUAAUAAUCAAGACAUUUAUCUUUAUAGCACUCAGUUGUAGUGCCAUUACUGUGUCUGACACAUCUACAAGCACCUUGUGUCAAAGCCUGCAAGAAUGUCAUUUACUAAAGCGUGUUUCCACUGUGGUCUGAUUGAUUUUAACCUUAUAAAUCAGAAUCAGUGUAAACCUCAAAGAUCACACCAAGACAGCAGAAUAAACAUCACUUCAAAGAUAUCAAGAAACAACUCAAAAGUGGACAAGUGGGGAUGUGAUUUGUUUCAUGGUUAAAAUGGAAACUAUCUGGAGCUUUUAUUAAAUUUUCUUUUUUGCUCUGUUUACACAUAUAGCUUGAUCCUGCGAGCUUUUCUACUGCUGCUAAUGUAGCAACAUAAAGACAUAAAAGUUGUGUUUUUUAUUUCUUACUAUCAACUCUUAAUCUUACAUUGUUUAGCUUUGUAAAUGACAAAGUUAACAGACCCUGUGUGUAGAUAAGCUAUUGUUUUAAUCUUGCCAUGUUUCUCAGAGAUAUAUGUGAGGUGUGUUGAAUAUUAAGACAAUGAUUUAUUGGUAUUAGAUAAACAUGCAAGAUGAGAAGCAUAUGAAAGAAUCUGAGCAAUUCCUUUUAAGACUUUAGAUGUGCUGCUGUUUAUGACACAUUUACCUGCAAAUGAUCCAGGAACAACAUGAACACCAACUACAAAUUCAAACCCUUAAAGGACAACAGAAAAUACGUUUACUAAGCAUUGCAUUUUAAAUGUCUCUUGUGAGUUUCUUAGUGCUGUUAAAAAAAAUAAAAGAACAAUAACAAGAGAAAACUAUUUUUGAAGAAGGUUGAUCAUUGGGGAAACAGCAUCACAACAAACUGACUGAACUAUAAAUAAAUAACCUAAAUGUAAAGGAUGUCUGAAAUGUUUCCGUUUUGGCAACACCAAUGCAAGUAAAACCUGUAGUAGAGUUUUAUAAACAGGAAUGCAAAAAAUAGUUGCAAGCAGAUACUGUAUAAAUGUCUAUAACUCAAGCUAUACCAUAGAUGUAGUAAAAACCGUAAUAUGUAUCUUUGAGAUGUAGUGAAAUAAAAGUAUAAGAUGUUGAAAGGUGGGUAGGGUUUUGAACAUACACAUCUAUUUCAGAUUUCUAUGAGACUCUUUAGUAUGACAUCUUGUUUGUGGCAAGUUAAUAAACUGAAGAACUGCUGUACAGAUGUGGUAAAAAUGAUUUGGCCAGUGAUUUGUUCCAUAGGCAGCGGGGAUGGUUAUGUAAUGUCCCUUUAAUUACUGUGUUGAUACGAUGAAAAGAAAGUGAGCAAAUGUAUCUGAAUAUUCAGAGUAAAGAUGCAUGGUGAACUACAAAUUUAGCCCAGAAUAUGUAUUUGAUAUUUUAGGACACUAGAUUUUCCUGAGAAGAUCAUUGAAAUUAGAAUGGAGCCAAAUAAAAUUUAGAUUAAUUAGUGUAAAACAAAACAAUAAUUUAAGUUCUGGAGGGUUGCUGUUGGCAGGCCGCCUGCACCUUUUUGUUUUACAGCAGAUCAAUACAAAGCCUCAUUAAACACACUGCUGUUUGUUCACUGUGUUGUGUAGGGGAUGUGGAGAAUUAUCCAUUAUGUUCAGCAACUUCUGAAGUUUUAUGAUCGUUAUUUCUAA